This is a messenger RNA of Scaptodrosophila lebanonensis, 1632 nucleotides long. RefSeq names its product luciferin 4-monooxygenase. The record is from RefSeq and is a predicted model, not a curated record. The transcript has 4 exons. Lineage: Eukaryota; Metazoa; Arthropoda; Insecta; Diptera; Drosophilidae. Gene Ontology annotation, biological process: fatty-acyl-CoA biosynthetic process; long-chain fatty acid metabolic process. Bases 1 to 1632 code for a protein of 543 amino acids. Gene Ontology annotation, molecular function: long-chain fatty acid-CoA ligase activity.
AUGGCAGACACACGAUACGACAGCGUGCAAAAAAUCUGGUUUGGACCCAAAGACAAGGAAUACUAUGGUCCCGAUAUGACACUAGGCGAGGUGGCCCUGCUCAUGUUUAAGCUGCAUGCGGACAAGGUGCUGCAGGUGGACGAUUCAACGGGGGAGACCCUGACAGGCGCCCAACUAUUUGAGCAAAGCCGGCGACUGGCGCAUGCCUUUGAGCGCCUAAAUUUGCAUCGUGGUGAUGUGGUUGGGAUUUCGGCGAAGAAUACAACCUAUCUGACCGAGGUGGUUGUGGCGGCCCUUCUAAGCGGAACUCCCAUCAAUCCACUACAUCCUGGCUUCGAUGAAGAAACCGUCACAUACAUGUAUGAGAUUACGAAGCCGAAAAUCAUAUUCUGCGAUGUGGAGAAUUAUGAGACCAUAAAGAAUGUUCGCAGCCAUUUGACAUUCGAGACGGAAAUCAUAUUGCUGAGCGGCAGUCUGUCGGGUGUCCGCAACAUUCAAGGGCUUCUACAGGAUGGUGGUAACGGCUACGAUCCUAAGACACUAUUCGCCUGCCCAUAUAUGAGCGGCGAUGAUACAGCUUUUAUUGUAAGUUCCUCCGGCGUUAAUGGACUGCCUAAGGGCGUGGCACGCUCUCACAGAAGCAUGCUGAACAAUACGAAGAUGCCGCAGCUGUUCACCGCAGACAUGGUGCUCUUCUGCUUCAGUCCACUAUACUGGAUCACCUGCAUUUUCACGCUGCUUGCCUCGGUGGUGAAUGGCUGUAAGCGCAUCAUCACCAAUCGCCCUAAUACUGUCGACAACUUACUCGAUAUCGUGUCACGUCAUAAGGUUACCUUUGCCUUCACAGUGCCGCACAGCAUGGGAGCGCUGGCGAAGUCGCAGCGCACUGACAUAACUGAGAAGCUCGCUUCCCUGCAGGCACUUGUCUGUUCCGGUUCUAAGGUGCCCAAAGCCAUUUGGAAGCGCUUGCACGAGCUGGUGGGCAAAAGAUUUGUGGUGCUGUACGGGCUAUCAGAAAUAGGGGGUGUGAGUAAAAAUUUGGAUGGAACUGUGGGUAAUGAGGGAAAGUUGCUGCGAAAUAUUCAGGUUCGUGUACUGGAUGAGGAGGGAAACCCUCUGGGUCCCAAUGAAACAGGACAUGUGCAUGUGCGCCUGACAUAUCGCUGGGGUGGCUACUACAGAAAUCCACAGGAUACGCAGGCUACUCUAACACCGGAUGGCCAGUGGCUCAAGACCGGCGAUCAUGGCUACUUUGAUAGCGAUGGCCGCUUGCAUUUCCAGACUCGCGAAACGGAGUCCUUCAAAUACAAUAACUUCUCUGUUUGUCCCAAGCAUGUUGAGGAUGUCAUUCUACAUCUGCCAGGCGUACAUCAGGUUGCUGUUUUUGGUGUGCCCGAUGAAAUAUCCACAAAUCUUGUGGCAUGCGCCGUUGUGCGCGCAAAAAACGCUGAAGGAGAGAAACUAACGGCCGAUGCUGUAAAGAAUAUAGUAGCGGAGCAUUUGAGUGACUCAAAGCAUAUACGUGGAGGAGUUUAUUUUGUAAAUGAAUUGCCCAAAACCAUCAACAGAAAAUUACAGCGAUGGAAAAUCUUGCCUGAGUUGAAGCGAAUGGAGAUCAAUGCGGCAUUGUGA